This is a messenger RNA of Acanthosepion pharaonis, 693 nucleotides long. NCBI's taxonomy places the organism in Eukaryota, Metazoa, Mollusca, Cephalopoda, Sepiida, Sepiidae. The record is from the annotation of a GenBank genome assembly.
AUGUAUCUAUCUCUGUUUAUAUUUGUGUAUCUAUCUCUAUAUCUAUCUUCAUAUCUAUGUAUGUUCAUAUCUAUCUAUUUCCAUUUUUUUAUAUAUAUCUCUGUUCAUGUCAUAUAUCUAUCUAUCUAUGUCAUAUAUCUAUCUAUCUAUCUAUCUCUGUUCAUGUCAUAUAUCUAUCUAUCUCUGUUCAUGUCAUAUAUCUAUCUAUCUAUCUAUCUCUGUUCAUGUCAUAUAUCUAUCUAUCUAUCUCUGUUCAUGUCAUAUAUCUAUCUCUCAAAUAAACGUUGUACUUCUCGCGCUCUCUCCCUCUCAGUUGUUUCAUCAUUCUCUCUCUCUCUCUCAAUUUCGUUUAAAUGUUUCUCGUUCUCUUUAUGGCCCUGCCUCUCUAUAUCUUUUUCUCUCUGUUCAUUAACUCUGUCUCUCUCUGUAAUAAGAAAGAAAGAACUUGGAAUUUUUCUUUUCUUUUUCUCUUGCAUUUUUUUUCUGUUUUCUAUUUAUUCUAAUUAUUCUUUCGUAGUUUUUUUUCUUUUAACAAUUUCUUUCAUACGUUCUUUUUUUCCUUCUGCUAUUUCUUUCUUUUUCCUUUCUUCUAUUUUGUUAUUUUUCUUUCUUUCUUCUUCCUUUCUUUCAUUAUUAUAUAUUAAUCUUUCUUUUCCUCUCUUCUAUUUAUUAAUUAUUUUUCAUUGUUACUAA